CACUUUUCACAACUGGCCGGGGUAUUAUCCCAUGUCACCACUGAGGCUAGUACGGGCCGGCUUUCUUUACACAUACGUUGCCGACCAAGUCCGCUGCUUCUGGUGCGAGGGCGGCCUGAAGGACUGGCAGCAGGACGACGACCCAUGGGAGGAGCAUGCGCGGUGGUACGGGCCGGAGUGCGGCUACGUCAUCAUGAACAAGGGCAUGGACUACAUCCGGGACAUCAGGACACGCCGUCCUCCCGUCGUGCAACAGUAUAGUUGGGGGAUCGAAACGAGUAUCAUACAAAGUAUUCUCGAAAUGGGCUUUGACGAGGACAGGAUACAGGCUGUCGUCCACAACCAGUGGCAGCGGUACAACCGGCCUUUUACAACCGCAUCAGAACUUCUGAACGCACUCUUGCCUCAAGAGGAGGUUCGAUAUUAUCCAUCAGAUGAAGAGGAAGAACCACAUUUCGCUCAAAAUGCUCCUGUCAUUUGUCCCGCGCCCGCCGCUCGACCUACACCUAUGGAUGAACAACCCCUGGCUCCUGAGACCAUGGAGCGUGAGUUACGUCGUCUCCGUGAGGAGAGGCAGUGUAAGGUGUGUCUGUCCGAGGACGCCUGUAUGGUGUUCAUCCCGUGCGGACAUCUCUGCUGCUGCGAACACUGCGCCAACAUGCUGAGGAUCAGAGGGCGCCGCUGUCCGCUCUGUAGAGCUCUUUUCCAAAGGGUCCAGCGCGCAUUUCUGGCAUAA
This is a messenger RNA of Branchiostoma belcheri (Belcher's lancelet), 736 nucleotides long. Its product is annotated as baculoviral IAP repeat-containing protein 7-like. The record is from RefSeq and is a predicted model, not a curated record. The transcript has 4 exons. Gene Ontology annotation, cellular component: cytoplasm; nucleus. Gene Ontology annotation, biological process: positive regulation of protein ubiquitination; regulation of cell cycle; negative regulation of apoptotic process. Bases 32 to 736 code for a protein of 234 amino acids. Lineage: Eukaryota; Metazoa; Chordata; Leptocardii; Amphioxiformes; Branchiostomatidae. Gene Ontology annotation, molecular function: cysteine-type endopeptidase inhibitor activity involved in apoptotic process; ubiquitin protein ligase activity.